Molecule: messenger RNA, 977 nt
Organism: Zychaea mexicana
Lineage: Eukaryota; Fungi; Mucoromycota; Mucoromycetes; Mucorales; Lichtheimiaceae
Exons: 1
Coding region: 58-966 (302 amino acids)
Source: RefSeq, a predicted model, not a curated record
UGUGAAAUUACCAUUGCCGCAUACUCUUCUUUACUGCAACAUCGUCUUUUCUAAAACAUGCGUCGUCUCAUCCUCCCAAUUUCUCUCCUGGUAGUAGCCACAUUUGCUUUACAAGAAACUGACAGAGCAGCAGCAUCCACCAACGAAUUGUCCAGUGUCAGUGGUAAUACGGGUAUCUCUGUUGCUGACACCUCAUCUUCCACUACCAACAAUGGAGUUGAAGUCAGACGUGGCGAUAUCCCACUAGACGAUGUUUUGUCGUCUGUCGAUUCGAACUGGCGCGGUGCUUUGCAACAAGCCGCUAGUAGUUCUGGCGUUGGGAGAGUUCCGUCUGAACAAGGUGCUGAACAAGAACAAUCAGCAAACGAACAAGAAGCAGCUGCUUCAACGGCUAACCAGCAGCCAGUGGAAUCCGAGCCUGCUCCCGCUGCACCUCCUCCGCCAGCAGCACCGGCUGCCCAAGAACAAGCAGCACCACCUAUCCAGGAACUAGCAUCUACGCCACCGCCACAGGCUCAAGAAGCGCCUGCAGCACCCGCACCCGCAGAAGCACCAGUCCCAGCUACGCCAGCACAACCGCCUAUCAGACAACAAGCGAGACCUGUAGUAGGACAGGUAGCUGGCGCUCCACCUGCCGCCGAGCAAGAAGGAGAGGGCGAGAUGGCACCCAAUGUGCAGAACCGGCAAGUAGUUACGCCGACCUAUACUUUGCCGGAAUCACCGACAGGAACACCCGGAUACACUGAUACCACACCUGCCGAAACUUAUACUCCUCUUCCAACCACGAUAACAACGCCUACCUUGACAACCACGCGUAUGCCUACCACUGGUGUUUCCACAAUAACGCACACGGUGACAGCAACCCCUUUGCCGCGCCCCAGCGCUGCCAAUUCCCGCUUUGCUACAGCGUACUCUUCGCUUCUUAUCGAAGUCAUGCUUCUGUCAUUUGUAGCUUUAGCCCUUUGAAAAGUAAUAUU